AUGCCGAGAAAGGACUGGACGGUGCUCGCUCUCCUUAUCUCGUCGAUGAUCAGGAAGGAACUAGGGCACCAAUAUGCCGUAGUCGCUGUAGGGAAUUCAAGGGCCGUGACGACUAUGGCCGUAGGGAAGGGGCGCCGCGACGACAAAGGCUUCAAGGAGGCCUUGACCACGCUAGCUGCUGGUGCUGGUUGUAGGGAUCGGGGGGCCCUCCACCACGUUCUUCGCAAGGAGACAGCGCAUGGGGGAAGAAGAGAGGCCACGGGAGAGAAGGAGCUGCGACAGGAGCUACAGGCCGCGACCUCUACGUGA
Molecule: messenger RNA, 309 nt
Organism: Miscanthus lutarioriparius
Lineage: Eukaryota; Viridiplantae; Streptophyta; Magnoliopsida; Poales; Poaceae
Source: the annotation of a GenBank genome assembly